This is a messenger RNA of Eublepharis macularius, 3974 nucleotides long. It is a transcript of the gene SPMIP11, whose product is annotated as testis expressed 49. Lineage: Eukaryota; Metazoa; Chordata; Lepidosauria; Squamata; Eublepharidae. The coding region runs from base 1005 to 1421 and encodes 138 amino acids. The transcript is spliced from 4 exons. The record is from RefSeq and is a predicted model, not a curated record.
GGUUAGUCUUAAAGGUGCUACUGGACUCUUCUAUUUUGCUACUACAGACUCACACGGCUAUCUCCUCUGGAUCUAUAAUUUGCAAGAGUACAGAAGCUGAAUUUUGACUAUGAUCAGUUAGGUAGCUGACAUUUUAUUUUGAAAUAUAGAAAGUUUUCUUUUCACAUGGUUUGUUGCUGAGGUCCCUUUUUCUAUAUUUUAUUCUGCCAAGUCUGCUGUAAACUGGGCAAGUCUUAUCCUGUGUCUCAGUUCAUUAUCUGGUAAGGAAGAUAGGCAUGUUUUGUUUUAAAGUAAUGCUGAAGGCAGUGUGAGGUAUGUGGAUUCUUUUGUAAAGUAAGUAUGAUAGAACAACCACCUUUGUGUUAAGCUGUUUCCGGCCUUUGAACUUUAACAAAUUGAUUUACAGGACAAUAAAGCAUAAUGAAAUGACACUGAAGCCAGACUCACUUUCUGCAAAUUCUCCAAAGGAGUAUUAUAGGCAGGGAGCGCUCUAACCUAACUAAACAGCUAAGUUGACACUCCAUGAGAACUGGAAGGCAUUUUGUGAAAAAGUAGAUUCAGACAACCAUCGUAUCAUCUGUGAUUGCUGAUCCUCAGCAGUAGAUUCAGGCAAAUGUGUUUUAGACAAGUAAUAUUCUGAUUGUACGGCAUGAGAGUAAAAAGAAAUCAGUCUUGUUUGUUCUCUGAUCCUAUUUUUGUUUACCAGCAAACAAAAUCUCACUGUUCAUUGGUGCUUCCUCACAGGUAAAUGUGCACGGGUUUGAGUCCUUAGUGGCCGAGGCGCUCACGUAUAUUGCAAAGACAAAAACGACAAGCUAUUUUGGGUGUCACACCAUUUUUCUUAAUGUGUCACAAUGGCUGCUCAUAUUUUGAUUGGUUAAGAAAAUGCAGUGAACAGAACUGAGUUGUGUGUCUCCAUGGUAACAAAGCAAACAUGCACUUUAAAAGAGAUUGUUGCAGUUGAAAGGCUGGGGCAUUGAUUCAGCCCAUAGGGAAGCAAAGGAAUGGCUUUCUUCGGAUUAACUUUUGUGGGCUACCAAGAGCCCUUUCGACAGAGAAAACGAGAGUUAGCAAAACUUGAAGUACCAGUAGGCACCCCGCAACCCAAACUGGAGCUUUUCUACCCAAAGCUGCCACCUAUAGGAGUAGGAGGGUACGAUGGCACAGAACACCGAGGUAGCCAUGCCAGGUAUCGAGAGGCUGUCAGACGGAGACUGCUCAAGAAAUACCCCAAUCAAGUCUACAGGGUACCAAUGACCUGUGGACAAGAUAUUGGCUGGUGGCUACCCAAGGAUCCGUCAGUGAGACCACAAGACGCCAUUCCAUGGAUGAAGGUGCAAAGAUGUCCUCUGGUGCACAGCCCCAUAACCAAGUUUGUGGAGAACAUGAUGCUCAGUGACCCUCUCUUCAACUUGUUUUGAGAGCCUUGUUUCAAGCCACCGGACAAACGUGAUUUGCGUGGAAUCACCAGUGUGGUUGUGAGAACUGUUGUGCCAUAACACUUCCCCCACCUCCCCCUCACACCAGGUUAUGACCCAGAACACCCAUUGUGCCAAUAAAGAGGAGGUUAAUAUAGUACCCUAUGGGAUUGGCUUAUCCUUUUAAAUACAAAAUGGGAGAGGUGAGUGGGUAUAUAUGAUCAUUCGCCAAGCGGACAUUGCCUGCAGCAUGAAAUAUCACUCUGCCCCUGCCUUUAAUGAUAGCAACUGUUGGUGAGAAUUCACACACAGCCCUGUCCAGAUUUCUAAUCAGAAUAGUGAUCAAAAUCUCAUUGUUUGGCAGGGUAAGUAGUAAAAAUCAUGGCAAAAAGGUGGCAUGGACAGACUUGGAUGGGAAACCACCAAGGAAGACUGCUGUGACAGAAACCCUGAAUUCAGUAUGGCUCAAGAGUUCCAAAUAGAGCAUAGGGGAUCUUGCACCAUUGGGGUUUACAUGAGAAUAACUCUUAACGUUGUGCCACCCUGAUCAAACUUACUCCUUUUUUAGACAAAGGACAACCAAUUUGGGACAGAUGUUCUUUUUGUUAUGGAAGUUCAGAAACAAUAUGGUGGGAUUAUCAUUUUUUGAAUUCUCUGAUAGUAACAGUAGUCUCUGACAUUAGAGACAGAGCUAUGCUUGGGACUGAUUAAAUCCACUAAUCAAUCUUAGAGAGGAGGCUGGCUUAGGUCAGAUUCCUUUGCCAAUAAAUAUUUGAUCUCUCAAGCUGUUUUUGUCCCCAUUUUGGAAAAUGUCACAGCUGGAUCCAAGGGGUGAGCAAAGGGUUAAGGGUUUCACCACCAUCUUGGUACUACAAGGAAUUCUGUACAUGCUCUGAGGAACCUGCUACAGCUUAGAUAAGGUGUACUUAACUUGUAACUUCAUUACUUUUGUUUGAAAGAGUGCUGAAUAAGAUUGUGUGCUCUUCUGUUUUUUGUAUUUUGUCCCCUUUACUCGUGUGUGUGUUCGUGCGUCUCUCUGUCUCUAUCAAUGCUCUGGGGGAAAGCAGGCAAGCUGUGUGCAGCCUGAACAUGUGUAAGCAUUUCUGAAAAAAAUAUAUAACCUGUGUGUGUGAAAGAAACCCAUUCAUUCUAUCUAAAGCAGGCAAACUCUAUGCGCCUGAGAGAAAAUCUGUGUGCAUUUGAGUGAGAAAUUGGUAUUUUGGUUUUUUUUUGUUUUUAACUGUGUUUAUAUGUUUUAAUGCCUAUUGAACAUUUUAUUGUAACCUGCCCUGAGCCUGUUCGAGGGGAGGGUGGGCUAUAAAUAAAUAUCUGAAGCAGGCAAAUUGUGUAUGCAGCCUGAGAAAGUUUAUGAAGCUCUGAGUGACUGAACCUAAGUAAAAGAAACUUUAAGAACAGAUAACACUCUUUGAAAACACCAAGCUUAAGUACUAUAGUGAAACUGAUAUGCUUCUUGUAAAAAUAAGUUCUUUUUUGGUUUAUCCCAGAGUAUAGGUUAUUCCUAUAUCCCAUUCCUAUCCUCAGGGCCACAUAGUACCACGAAGGAGCCUGACCCUUGGGCACGUCAUUAAAGGGGGAAAUUUAAAUUAUUUUGUAAUAUAAUUCCUGGUGGCAGGAAUCUACCCAGAGGGGACAAUAAAAGACUUAAAGGCAAAAUCUAAUGAAAGAAAAGGGGUCAUAACAGCUUCCAUUAGUUUAUUUCUCUGAAAUAUUCCUCUGAUGUUCUUCCUUAAGUGCUUGAUUGCACAGGUGCUACAUAGUGGCUAUAAGUUAUUUCUCUGGGUUUCCACCAUUGCUUAUUGCUCUAGUAACCGUGUUGGAAGGGCUUCUUUUCAGCAGGGCAUAGAUGUUCCCAUCUUUCCCCCCUUCUUUCUGUAACAACUGUAAAGGCGGGCAAUGGCCAAACCUUUAACUUUUUGCGGUAUCACCGUAAGUCAGUUCUGACUUGACAGCAUCCUAAUAUAUAAAAGGCUAAGCGUAUUCAAGACAACUCACUUCCUACCCUGGUGCGCUUCCAGAGGGCGCUGCUGUGGAGAGAAGCCCAGAUGAGGCAGCCAAACCUCCAGAGAGCAUGCCAUGGCAAGAAGCCCAUGCCGAAAUCAGGCGCGGAGCAGGCGGCAAUGCCUGCCCCCCACCAUCACCCACCUGGCAUCAGGAGCAGAGCAGGUGGCAAUGCCCACCCCCCACCUUCCCCUGGCUGGGAUCAGGAGUAAAGCAGGUGGCAAUACCUGCCCCCUUCACCUGGCUGGGAUCAUUAGCAGAGCUGGUGGCAAUGCUGGCCCCCUUCUUUCUUUGUUCAAAUCCAUGGCUGCCCUACUCCACUGUUCCCCUCCCAACCAGAGGAUUGCCCCAGAUGUCAUCUAUUUCUGGGUAGGAAGGGAGCUCAACAGAGCAUGUGCUGCUUCAGGACCCCUUGCCCCCAGAAGAGAUCCAUCCUUCCUAAGGCUUGUAGUUAUGUGAAGGACAAAUGUGAAUGACACUGCAAUGUGAGCAGAUACUGAGUUAAUGUACACCUGAGCAAGUAAUAAACAUGUUUGU